Messenger RNA from Diaporthe amygdali, 2703 nucleotides. RefSeq lists its product as uncharacterized. Lineage: Eukaryota; Fungi; Ascomycota; Sordariomycetes; Diaporthales; Diaporthaceae. The record is from RefSeq and is a predicted model, not a curated record. Gene Ontology annotation, molecular function: nickel cation binding. Bases 1 to 2703 code for a protein of 900 amino acids. The transcript has 3 exons.
AUGCUCGGCUGGGCCUUGCAUAAGGCAACGGGCAACGCGCCCCAGAACGCGCCCACUCCUGGUCCAGAUGACACCUUCGUUGAGCAACCAGACACACCCGCCCCUGUAUUUGCAGCACGCGCAUUCAAACGCGCCCUCUUUGGCACGCCUGCCCCUCAGAGGGAAGUCCAGUCUAGGAAGGAGACCAGGGCUGCCGCGGCAAAGUCAGAGAGGCCCAGACCUUCCGCUGGCGACGACAACAAGAGAUUUGAUUCUCCCACAAGACCACAAGGCAUUCUCCUCACACCAGGCACCGGAACGUCGCGUCGGAAACGCGUCUCAUUUGGGCGCGAUGUGAAGCCCAACACCGCCCCGGCCAAUGUUGAAGCCGCCAAGUCACGUCCGCGCACAAAGCUACAGGAAGCCCUCGAGAAGUCGCGCAAAGAGAACAGCCGGCAGUCCAGCGAGGAUGCAGCCAAGAAGCUCAACUUCGACCCAGAAGAGGCUGAGGGCGACGGUGCUUGGGAAGAGGUUGACGAGCUCGACCGCGAGCCCGACAUCACAGUGGACCUAAACGAGCCAAGGUCCCAGUCCGGACAAUACUGGAAGAGCGAGUUUCAGAAGUAUCACGAGGAAGCGCGAGCCGAGAUGGAGAAGCUUGUUAAGUACAAGCAGCUGGCCAAGUCGUAUGCGAAAGCCAAAGACGCCGAGGCUCUCGACUUGAACGAGCGGCUCAAGGAGGAGCAGUCCAAGGUCGACCAGAUGGAGCAGAAGAUCACGGAGCUUGCUGGCCAGGUUACGGCGAGGCAGAGCCAGGGUAAAGACACCCGAGACGACAGAAAGCUCAUGAAAGACCUCACGCGCCAGACGGCCCUGGCCGUACAGUACAGAGAACAAGUUGAAGAGCUGGAAAAGCUACUUCGAGAGUCAGGGUAUGACACUGACGGAAACCGCCGGCGACGCGGUGGUACAUCCCCGAGGACUGCGCAGACACUUCUCGAGACCCAACGAGAGCUUAGGAAGGCCCGUGAGCAAGUCCAAGAGCUGAAUGAUUUGCGCCAUGAGCUCAAAAGUGUCAAAUCAGAGUUGAGCGCGACCGAGCAGCGAGGCCUGAAGCUCGAAGUCGAGAAGAAGAAGGCCAUCGCAGACCUGGCUAAGAGUGAGAUAAAGGUGGCAGAUCUAGAACGGAAACUGGCCAAAGCUGAACACGACCGACAAAGGAAGGAUAACCAGUAUGAAAAGCUCAAAGCCGACUACGAUGCCCUCAAAGAGAAGAACAAGAUGCAACGAGCGCCCAGGACAGUGGACACGCAGCAGCUAAGGGAUGACAUCAAGUUGCUUUCAACCGGACGCGAAGCGCAGAGUCACUGGGAAGAUAAAUUUGUCGAUCUGCAGGUCAAAGUAAGAGAGGAGCAAGACAACCGUCGGCGGACGGUGGAGGAUGCGAGAGCCAUGACCAACAAUCUCAGGCUGGAACAUAAGAGAGCCUCGGAUAGCAGGUCGCUUGGCCAACGGUUUCAAAGCUUGAGAAACAACGGUGAUGACGGGACUGAAGAUAUGACUCAUGAUCUCCUGCAAAUCAGGCCUCGCAUGGAGGACAUGCAAAACGAGACGCCUCUCGUUCGUUCGGCUUCCCGCGCGAGUAAGAGGAAGGCUUCUGGACCGGCUGCUCUUGAGCAUCAUUUUCUUCCUGAAGAAGACUUCACGAUGGACACUCCUAGUCGCAAAAUCAACCGAACUCCUUCGCGAGAGUUCAGAGUGUCAAAGUCUCCACGGGCCAAGAGCAGCAGGGUUUCUGCGAACCCGGCCGCGCUCAAUAGUGAGCCCAAGAGUCCAGCCCUUGGUCUGGGCCGAGACAGGGCGCGGACUUGGAAGCUCGACCCUGUGCCGGACAAGCCACAGCCGGAUGUCAUUUCCUCCAGACCAUCGUCCCUUUCUGCUGAUCGUCUCCCUCCGCACAAGACAACCCACUUUCUCUUCUUGCUGUCCGACUCCGCCCUGCCACUAGGCUCCUUCGCCUUCAGCAGCGGCCUCGAGUCGUACCUCGCUCACAACCGCAGCGCGCCUCAUCCCUCAUCGCAACCGCGCCACUCACAGUUCGACCUGUUCCUGCCCAUCUCAGUUUCCUCCUAUGCAUCCACCACCCUGCCGUUCGUCCUGGCGGCGCACCGCGAGCCCCAGCGGCUCGCCGAGCUGGACGACUACCUCGACGCGGCGGUGAUCUGCACCGUGGGCAAGCGCGCGUCCGUGGCGCAGGGGCGCGCCCUUCUGGGCAUCUGGGAGCGCUCGUUCGCGGCGUCGUCUGCGCUCUCGGCGUCCGCCCGGGAGCACGACGCCUCCUUGCUGAGCCUGGGGGAGUACUCCCGGGCGCUGCGGACGCCGGCCAAGGGGCUUGAUGAGACGGGGCUGCCUCCCGUCGCGGCUCACCUCGCGCCCCUCUUUGGUGUCAUUUGCCAUAUCGUCGGGCUGAGCCUGCACCAGACGGCGUAUAUAUUUAUGCUUGGCCAUGUCAAGGCUCUCAUAUCCGCCGCUGUCCGGGCCAACCUGUUGGGGCCGUAUCAGGCGCAACGGGUGCUGGCGAGCAGCGAGGUGAUGGGGAUGAUUGCUGCGGCUAUUGAUAGGGAAUGGGACACGCCUGUGGAAGAGGCAGGACAGAGUGUUCCGGUGAUGGAUCUCUGGGUUGGGAGGCACGAGGUUUUAUAUAGUAGGAUAUUCAACAGUUAA